Molecule: messenger RNA, 393 nt
Organism: Alternaria rosae
Lineage: Eukaryota; Fungi; Ascomycota; Dothideomycetes; Pleosporales; Pleosporaceae
Exons: 2
Coding region: 94-291 (65 amino acids)
Source: RefSeq, a predicted model, not a curated record
ACAGCAGGACUCCAUUCCUACUGCCCACCCAAACAAGCCUCUCCCUCCUACCCAUUAAUACCAACCUUCUCUCCCCAACCCCGAACAUCCACUAUGAAGUCUAUCCUCUCCAUCCUCGCUCUCGUAGCAUGCGCCCUCGCCGCACCGGCGGCAGUUGCCCAGGGUAAAUACAGCACGUACGGUGACUACAAGAACGUGCCCGCUCCCAAGCCAGCGAACUACGGCGACUACAAGAACGUUCCCCCGCCUGCUGGUGGAUACGGUACGUACAAGGGGUAUGCGAAGGAGUGAAAGAGGGGUAUGUGGUAUGGGGAUUAAUAGCAUAUGGAAGCUGCACCAACGCAGACUCGCAUUCCAACCAGCCUAGGCUUAUGAAUCAUGACCAUCAUGUAC